CGUUGUUCCAUAAAGGAAGGACCUAACCUGAGCUAAAAACCAAAAGGGUCAGGGUCGUUACGUCCAGAUCGCGGGCAAGCAGCACAAGAUUCUGGGCAAGCUUACAAAAUGACGGGCAAGGUGUUUGACGCGGCAGAAGUUGCCAAACACAACUCGCCCGAGAGCUGCUGGGUAAUCCUGUACGGCAACGUCUACGAUGUCACUGACUUUGUGCCCGAGCACCCCGGCGGCUCCAAGAUCAUCCUGCAGCUGGCCGGCCGCGAUGCCACCGAGGACUACGACCCCGUCCACCCGCCCGGAACCCUCGAGGAGAACCUGAAGCCCGAGGCUAAGCUGGGCGCCGUCGACCCCGAGAGCCUCAAGCGCCUGCAGCAGGAUCAGGCGCAGGAGAGGCAGAUCGCCGUCGUGACCCCGGCCACGGACCCGCCCGCCGCCCUCGAGACGCUCUUCAACCUGGACGAGAUGGAGGAGGCGGCCCGGAAGCAGGUGUCGCGCAAGUGCUGGGCUUACUACUACUCGGCCGGCGACGACCUGUUCUCCAAGAACUACAACAACCACGUCUACCGCUCCAUCUUGCUGCGGCCGCGCGUCUUUGUUGACUGCACUCGCAGCGACCUCUCGACCUCACUGCUCGGCCACCGCGUCGGCACGCCCCUCUACGUCGCGCCCGCCGCCAUGGCCCGUCUGGCACACCCGGACGGCGAGAAUGGAAUCGCGCGCGGCAUCUCGUCCUUUGGCGGCGUCCAGAUCGUCAGCAACAACGCCAGCCAGACGCCCGAGCAGAUCGUCGAGGGCGCCGCCCCGGGCCAGAUUUUUGGCUGGCAGCUGUACGUGCAGACGGACGUGCGCAAGAGUGAGGCCAUGCUGGCGCGCAUCGGGCGCCUGCGCGACCACUACAAGUUUAUCGUCCUGACGCUGGACGCGCCCGUGCCGGGAAAGCGCGAGCUGGAUGAGAAGCAGCAGUUCGAGGGCGCGUCCACCGUCACGGCCGCCGCCUCCAUCGGUAAGCCCGAGGAGCGGCGGCCCGGCGGCGGCGGCGUCGGGCAGCAGCUCUUUUGGGGCACGGCGGCGGACCUGACGUGGCGCACGACCCUCCCUUGGCUGGCGAGCAAGACGGACCUGCCCAUCGUGAUCAAGGGUGUGCAGACGCACGAGGACGCCUACAUCGCGGCCCAGCACGCGGCCCAGUACGGCACCGUGCGCGCCAUCAUCCUAUCCAACCACGGCGGCCGCGCCCUCGACACGGCCCCGCCCGCCGUGCACACGCUGCUCGAGAUCCGCAAGUACUGCCCCGAGGUCUUUGACCACGUCGAGGUCUGGGUCGACGGCGGCAUCAAGCGCGGCACCGACGUGGUCAAGGCCCUGUGCCUCGGCGCAAAGGCCGUCGGCGUCGGCCGCGCCGCUCUGUACGGCCUGGGUGCCGGCGGCUGGCGUGGUGUCGAGAGGACGUUUGAGAUCCUCAAUGCCGAGAUGACAACGUGCAUGAAACUCCUCGGAGCACAGAAAGUGGAGGACCUGGGGCCCCAAUUUAUCAACUCCAGGAUGGUCGAGCGCGACAUCUACGACGGGCCUGCGGGGCUGGAUGGCCUCCACCUCUGGGCCAAGGCCAAGCUCUGAGGGGAUGUGGGGGCGGGCUGCCUCGGCUCUUCAUGCGGGUUGGCAAGGCGAUCACGCGGGGAAGCCAAGACCUGACAUGGGCGCCAACAGGGCAACAGGGGUAACCUCCCUCGUUCCUGCGAGGAUGGCUGGGCGUGUGGAAUUGCCCCGCAUCUAUUUCAUCUAUUUCAUCUAUUGCAUCUAUACGCUGCUAUACGCUCCUCGGUUACACUCUGGCGUAUUUAAAUGCGCCCUUUUUAUUCCUUUGAAUUUAGCUCUUUGAUUUGGUUUGCUAGCACUGGUAGACACAAUUUGCGUCGAUUUAGAUCAGCGGAAAAUAACAGCCAAUGUUUGUGGAGAGAUUCUGCUGCAUUUUGAAUAAUAUCCUUUUUCUGUGCUCACCCAUGC
This is a messenger RNA of Gaeumannomyces tritici R3-111a-1, 2004 nucleotides long. RefSeq lists its product as hypothetical. The transcript is spliced from 4 exons. Gene Ontology annotation, molecular function: heme binding; oxidoreductase activity. The coding region runs from base 109 to 1617 and encodes 502 amino acids. Lineage: Eukaryota; Fungi; Ascomycota; Sordariomycetes; Magnaporthales; Magnaporthaceae. The record is from RefSeq and is a predicted model, not a curated record.